CACGGUGCAAUUCCUGCAAGCUCACCAUUGUUCUUUCAAGACGGUGCCGUCAAUGAGCAGAAAGUCAAAGCUCCUCUGAGGAACUAUCGAAACUAUGAAUCGACCACACACUCACCGAGCACUCGAAUCGACGUCUAGAAUCGAGAACAACCCUCCAAGAGAUUCCACGAGGAAGCCCGUGUAUACUCAUCCCUUGGAUCGUGGUCCUAUACACCUCCCAUCCAAUAGCAACUCUAGGCAUUCUCGCUCCCAUGAUGCCUCAAUCAUGAGGCAAAGCCAAAAUCUGACGGCUCCAGUGGCUGCACCCAGCAAAUCCACUUCGAGCGCCGUCCCACCGAACGUGGGCCAAGGGUUUUCAAUUAACUCUGCAAAUGCGACCUUUGACCCUCUACGUCAUUCCCUCAAAAGAAAGAAAUCAUCGAGCAAUAUUUCUAAUGCCGCUGAUCACUUGGGAUUCAGUGGAAUACAGCGCAGUGACCAGCGCGAAGUCCGGGCGUCUUCAAUUGCUUGGGGAUCCACCCAGGCAACCACUCCAUCUUCGUCCUCUACUUUAGUUCCACAUGCGACUACAACACACUCUUCUGGCUCUACUGCAAUGCAUCGUUCGAGGAAAGAGAAGGAGAAAGAGAAAGACAAAACUGUUAUCAGCAUCGAACAUCCGCAGCUUCCAUACCAUUAUCAACGACGACCUGUUUACCAGCCCCCCGAACUAUCUGAAAAGGAUCAAGUCCGGCCAACCGUUGAGAAACAAUACUCUGGCCCGUUGGCCAUUGCUGAAUUUGAUCGAAUGCGAAAGGAGCUUGAUGCGCUUAGGAAGAGUUUGGUCGAUACAAAGAAGACUGCAAAGAAGCAAGCAAAGGGGCUCUGGUGUGCCAACCUCUCUACCGAUAACAUCGCUGCCCAGCUCAGUAUCAUCAUCGUUUCACAGGCAAUCAAAGAAAGAGACCUCGAGAUAUGCACCGUCAAGGCGAAAUCCCGCAAAUCCGAAGAGGUAUAUCCAGCUAAAUUUAUUUUAAGCAUAUGCAUGGACCUUCCUCACAAACCUUUUGCACUAGCGCCUUGCGGCCACAUCCUAUGCCUCCUAUGUCUUCAAGAGUGGUUUCGAACUGCCCCUUCAUCUGCGAUUGAUGAAAUGUAUAUUGAUGAAGACGACCUGACCGACCCUCAAUAUAUCAUGAUGCGGUCCAAGUCUUGCCCCUGCUGUAGAGCCGUUGUUAAACGGAGACCUGUUCCGGUGUUCAUGGUCAAAGCUGUCGCUGCUGCUUUGAUAAAAGAUAAGCCUUCUUUGGCGGUUCCCAGGCCGAUCAGCCCGUCAGGAACUGGGGAAGAUGAUCCGUGGAAAGGAAUCUUUCCGCCCAGCGACGAGGACGAGGAGUCGUCUGAAGAUUCUGACGAGUUUGAGGAUGUGGACGAUUCGGAUUGGCCGGAGGUAGAUAGAUUUCACCACCGAGGAUUUCGGGUUGCAGCUAUGAGUGACAGCGAUGACGAUGACGAUGAAGAGGACUAUGAAGAUGGGGAGGAAGAGGAAGAGAGUGAUGACGACUCAAACGCUCCGGAAUAUGUGACUCCACAAUGGGAACCCCCCAGUGUGGAUAUCGACCCCGACGAUUGGGACUUCCAAGAUGAGGAUCCUGUCGCAACUCUCAAACUUCUCAGACGUGGUUGCUCUUGGGACAUGCUCCAGAACUAUGACAUCGUAUAUGCUCACUCCAUGGGGAUAAUUUUAUUCCUGCAUUCACUGGAUCAUCUUUACCGGGACGCAGAGGACAACCAAGCCGGAUAUGGGACUCGAGGCGGGAUGGGGUUGCAUCGGAUUUAUUUGGGUUGGAACAUUACCCUUCCCGCGGAUGAUUUGGACGGAGAGGAGUUCACGCUUGGGAUGCUGGAUGAGAUCAAGGCGCUCCCGGAGAGAUGGCGAAUUACUCCUCGACGUGAUUUCGCUGGUUUUUUCGAUGCUCGAAGAUUGGUAAGACGAGCUAGUGUAGAGGAUUAUAACACGACGGACACCGAUGCAUGGUUGGAUAACGAUGAGAUGGAGGAUGUAGAUAAUGACACGGAUUAGACGAUAGGCUUUUGUUUCUUGAUAAGGAUAUUGCAGAUCA
Molecule: messenger RNA, 2102 nt
Organism: Laccaria bicolor S238N-H82
Lineage: Eukaryota; Fungi; Basidiomycota; Agaricomycetes; Agaricales; Hydnangiaceae
Exons: 4
Coding region: 95-2062 (655 amino acids)
Source: RefSeq, a predicted model, not a curated record